Messenger RNA from Antrostomus carolinensis (chuck-will's-widow), 1900 nucleotides. RefSeq names its product WD repeat-containing protein 47. NCBI's taxonomy places the organism in Eukaryota, Metazoa, Chordata, Aves, Caprimulgiformes, Caprimulgidae. Gene Ontology annotation, molecular function: protein binding. The record is from RefSeq and is a predicted model, not a curated record. Bases 16 to 660 code for a protein of 214 amino acids. The transcript has 4 exons.
GAUUUGGAGUUCAGCAUGCAUGAUGGGACAAUCAGAGACCUUGCUUUUAUGGAAGGCCCAGAAAGUGGUGGGGCUAUUUUAAUAAGUGCUGGAGCAGGGGACUGUAAUAUUUACACAACAGACUGUCAGCGAGGACAAGGCCUGCAUGCUCUAAGUGGUCACACUGGUCAUAUUUUAGCACUUUAUACAUGGAGUGGCUGGAUGAUUGCAUCUGGAUCCCAAGACAAGACUGUAAGAUUCUGGGAUCUGAGAGUACCAAGCUGCGUUCGUGUUGUGGGAACAACGUUUCAUGGAACAGGAAGUGCUGUAGCCUCAGUAGCUGUUGAUCCUAGUGGUCGUCUCUUGGCUACGGGACAAGAGGACUCUAGCUGCAUGUUGUACGAUAUUCGAGGAGGACGAAUGGUGCAGAGCUAUCAUCCUCAUUCCAGUGAUGUUCGUUCUGUUCGCUUCUCUCCAGGGGCACACUACCUGCUUACAGGAUCUUAUGAUAUGAAAAUAAAGGUGACAGACUUGCAAGGAGACCUCACAAAGCAGCUUCCUCUUAUGGUGGUAGGAGAGCACAAGGACAAAGUUAUUCAAUGCAGAUGGCAUACACAAGAUCUUUCCUUCUUGUCAUCUUCUGCAGACAGAACUGUAACCCUUUGGACCUACAACGGCUAGAGUGCAAAGGCAACCUAUGCAGCUAAAGCACAGAGACCUGAGACUACAGAACUGUAAAAACAAAGUAAUAAUAAUUAGGCAUUGAGAGAGCAGCAGCUGAGCAGGAGAGUGUCAUGUCAAAAGAAGGGGCACUUGUCACAGAUUUUUCUGGUUUCUAGGAGGUCUUGGUGUUUUUAGUAUAUUCUUUUGCAGUGCUUUCAGUCUUCCAUGUGAACUCAUGCUGCUGUGACCUAUUGUAGUCUUGUUGCCAAAGUCCAUGAGGAGAACUCUUAUGUUGUCGAUGUGCACUCAAAGUAAGAUGAAUGAUGUGUUUACAGUUUGGUAUUAAUUGCAUUCCUUGGUCUUUGCCUCAAUGAGAAUUUUAUAUAGAAACUUAAGUUGAGCAACACUUUAAUCAAGUCUGUAUGUAACCAGUUAUACACACACACAUAAAAGAUCAAUUACUUCCACUGUUUUUUCAGAUUUAUUAUAUUCAUCACUUUUCAAUAAGACGUCAAACUUUAUAACAUCUCCACAAUUUCAACUUUUUUAGUAAUGAAUUCUGAACUUUAAAGGUGAGUAGGGAGUAACCUUCUCUUGAUUAUGGUCCAUUAUAUAGUGUGGAUUUUUUUCUUUAUUUUCAUCUAAACUGGGGGAAAUGUUGCUGUUUUUACUACAUGGCAUUGUUUUGAACAAACUAACAUGUUGGAGGGGAAAAAAGGGGUUUUUUGGUUUUUUUGCUGUAGAAACAUAAUAUUUUACUUUUUGAAUGCAACAGAAUACCUCUGUGUAUAAUGUACUGUAGAAAGAGUGAAUUGGCAGCAGUUGUCACAGUGAGCUAUCAGUUUUUUCAAGUAUAAGGGAUACCAUUAAUGCUAUAAUAGAAACCAGCAUGGCUUAAAAUGCUAUGUCUGCAUGAUAAUUUAAGAAUUGAAUUGUUAAAAUUCCCAGUUCAGAAGCUUAUCUGAAUUUUAUUUCUUGCACUGUUUAUGUAUGGGAAAUUGUAGUUUUAUUUCUACAAAACUUUAGAUUCUAAUGUUUAUGUAUUGUUAUAUUUUCAUAUUGUACAGUUCCUUUUACUUUUUAAAAUAUAAACAUUAGGUUAUUUAUUUAUUUGAACUGCAGUUAAGUUUUGGAUUCUCUUGGUUACUAAAUUAUACGUGCACUGUAGCAAGCAUUUUUAACUAUCGUAUAAAAGUGGAAAGGUAACUAUAGAAGUGUAUCUGUGCUAUAAUCUCAAUAAAGACCUCCAACACCUGCA